This is a messenger RNA of Macrobrachium nipponense, 1070 nucleotides long. RefSeq lists its product as uncharacterized. Gene Ontology annotation, molecular function: 2-oxoglutarate-dependent dioxygenase activity. Lineage: Eukaryota; Metazoa; Arthropoda; Malacostraca; Decapoda; Palaemonidae. The record is from RefSeq and is a predicted model, not a curated record. The transcript has 8 exons. Bases 211 to 993 code for a protein of 260 amino acids.
AGUUCGUCCUCAGCACGCACAGCGAACGCAGAGAGUGAGUUCCGCGAGGAAGCAUGUUUCGUAAACAGGAAAAUGGCCCUAUUCCGGUCGUUGAUUUGGGUCAAUUAGGAAUAGACAACGAAGAUGAACCUUGUGAACACGAGUGGAUGAGAGUGGCACAGGAAAUAAGUAACGCUUUUGGAGACGUGGGAUUUGUUUACAUGUCAGGACAUGGGAUUGCCAACGAGCAUGUUGAUCGUCUGGUCAAGACAAGCAGCAUGUUCUUCGAUCUGCCCCAAGAGAGAGAGGUACCUCAGACACAAGGAGAAUUAUCACGGCUACGUAGCUAUUAAUUCAGAGAAACUGGAUCCAUCGUUCCAGAACGAGGUGAGAGAGUCAUAUAAUAUCAAGAGCGCGGACGGAUCUUUUCCAGAUGACGAGGUUCCAGGAUUCAGGGAGGCGUCCAGAGAUUUCCUGGACUCGUGCAAUAAGCUGGUCCACCGAAUCCUUACAGCAAUGUCGCUGGGGCUAGGCCUACACCGAAAUUUCUUCUCAGACGCCCACCGCCUUCUGUGCAGAGAGGGCAACUCCUCCGUUGCAAGAGUUCUCUUCUAUCCCCCAGUUCCUGCAGACAAAUUAAUCAACUCGACCAGGUGUGGUGAACACACAGACUACGGGACCUUGACCGUCCUCUUCCAAGACGAGAUGGGAGGUUUGCAGGUCUGUGACCGUAGCGGCAACUGGACCAAUGCUGACUUCAUCCCUGGGACCGUUUUGGUCAACAUCGGAGAUCUUUUGCAGCUCUGGACUUCUGGAAAAUUUAAGGCCACAAAACACCGAGUCAUCAUCCCUGAGGACGAAGCGAGACGUAGAAAGUGUCGUAGGUCGGUUGUGUACUUUGUGCAUCCAGAUGACUCACUGCUCAUAGAACCGCUGGAUGGGUCUAGGGAUUUCCAGCCUAUCACCAGCAGACGUCAUCUGGAGGAACGAAUUGCUGAGACUUAUGGAAUGUAACCAGACAAACUUUUCUUGCAGUAGGCCUAUUCCAAGCAAUGCCAAUGGGAGAAUUUGAGAUUAUAAUAGUUAACUUA